UUCUGAGGUUCUAAUUUCAGGUGUUUUUGAGAACACACUUCACAAUUUAGACGUGAGCAAGGACAUGAGGAGACCAAAGGCCUGGGAUUUUGCUAAUCAGAAUGAAACAAACGUUGAAAGACUUUUCAAAUCUACUGUUGGUGGUGCUCUGUGACUAUGUUCUUGGAGAGGCGGAGUAUCUCCUCCUGGGAGAGCCGGGGCAUGUAGCGCUGAGCAACACCACCGUGUCUGUGGAUUUCCAGUAUUUUGACGGGUACAACGGGACCCUGCGGAACGUAUCGGUGCUCCUGCUGGAGGCUCACACCAACCGGACUGUGACCACCAAACACCUCCUGACCAACCAGUCCCAGGGGACCCUCGAGUUUGAAUGCUUCUACUUCAAGGAGGCCGGUGACUACUGGUUCACCAUGACUCAGGGAGUGACAGAGAGCAGCGCUCCGGCUCCGCGCUGGGAGAAGGCGGCCUUCCUGAAGGUGGAGUGGCCCGUCUUUCACGUGGCUCUGAAUAGGACGCCCAAGGCAGCGGAAGGCACCUUCCAGGUGGGCCUUUUCACCGAUCAGCCACUCUGCCUGUUCCCCGGGGACAAGCCUGACAUCUUGGUGGACGUCAUCUUCACCAACAGUCUUCCCGAGGCACAAACGGGUGAGGGGCGGCCGCUGGAGAUAAGAGCCAGCAAGAGGGCGGAGCUCGCUCAGGGUCAGUGGGUUGAGUUCGGCUGUGCGCCUGUGGGGCCGGAAGCCUACGUCACUGUGGUGCUAAAGCUGCUUGGCCGAGACUCGGUCAUCACCUCCCUUGGACCCAUCGACCUGGCCCAGAAAUUCGGAUACAAAUUGGUGAUGGUGCCAGAACUCACGUGUGCCUCCGGGGUGGAGGUGAUGGUGCUGCCCCCGCCGUGCGUCUACGUCCAGGGAGUGAUUUCAGUCUUCAAGGAGGCCCCCAGGCGUCCAGGGGAAGGGACCACGUGGCUGGCUGCAAAUAGGCUGAGCUUGGGACAGAGGAGAACAGUGUUCAACUGCACUUUGUUCGACAUGGGGAGGAAUAAAUACUGCUUCGGCUUUGGCGUCUCAAGCAGGAGCCAGCUCGCCACAAAGGAGAAGGAGUGCAUGCUGAUUCAGAGAAAUAUAGAAACCUGGGGACUGUGGCAGCCGUGGAGCCGGUGUAGUGCCACCUGCGGGGACGGCGUCCGAGAGCGCCGCCGCCUGUGCCUGAUGUCCUUCCCCUCCCGACCUGGCUGUCCUGGAAUGUCCUCGGAGACGUCCCGGUGUUCCCUGGAGGAGUGUGCCGCGCUCCUUGCCUCAAGCCCGUCUCCCCUGCAGCCGCAGGGCCCCGAGAAAUCCAACAACAUCGUGACGGUCACCGGGAUCUCGCUGUGCCUGUUCAUCAUCGUGGCCACCGUGCUCAUCACGCUGUGGAGGAAGUUCGGGCGCCCCCCGAAGUGCAGCGCUCCUGCCCGGCACGGCUCCGCGCACUCGGCCGGCUUUCGGAAGAAUUCGGACGAGGAGACCAUCUGCGAGCUGGGCGAGCCGCGCGGGAGCUUCUCAGACGCGGGGGACGGGCCCGCGGGGGACGCGGGCAUCCCCUUGACCUACAGGCCGAGCGCGCCGGCCGCCGCGCCCGACGACGAGGCCUCGGGCAGCGAGAGCUUCCAGUCCAGCGCGCAGAAGAUCAUCCCGCCGCUGUUCAGCUACCGGCUGGCGCAGCAGCAGCUGAAGGAGAUGAAGCAGAAGGGCCUGACCGAGACCACCAAGGUGUACCACGUGUCCCAGAGCCCGCUCACCGACACGGCCGUGCAGGCGGCCGCCGCCGCGCCCGCCGACCUGCCCUUGGACCUGGAGAGCCCCGAAGAGGCUGCUGCGCCCAAGUUCCGGCUCAAGUCCCCGUUCGUGGACCCGCCGGCGGCCGGGCCCGCGGAGAGGCCGGGCUCCCGCCUGCAAGGCCCCGGCGCCCCGGCCGCCUGCGCCGUCAGCCCCAGCCAGACGCUGCUGCGCAAGGCCCAGGCCAGGCCCGCGGGCGGCCGAGCGGGGCCGGCGGACCGGAGCCAGCCCCGGGGCUUGCACUUCCGCAGGACCUCCAGCUUCCACGAGGCCCGGCAGGCGCGCCCGUUCCGGGAGAGGAGCCUGAGCUCCCUGCCCGCACGGCAGGCGCCAGCGCGCGGCUCGCGGACGCGGCCUUGGGAGCCGGCGGAGGACCGGGCGCGGCCCCCGAGCCGGGGCGCCGCCGGGGGGCCUGGGACGCUGGACCGCGCGCAGGGAGCAGGCGGCGUCGGCGGCCCGGUCAGCGCUCUCCCCAGAUGCUACCCCUCGGCGCAGCCCGUGAGGAAGCCCGAGGCCGGGGGCCGCCAGGCAGGGUCUGUGGCCGCAGGCGACAGAGCGGAGCCCCCCAGGGCGCGGCGGGGGCCGUCCCCCAGUCACAGGAGCGCCGCCAGGAAGCAGCCUUCGCCCACAGCCCCCAAAGAGAGCUACCCCAGGGUCAGCCCCCUGAGCCCUUCGCAGGGCAGGAGAGACAAGUGUCAGAGCUUCCCAGCGCAGCCCGAGUUCGCCUUCUACGACAACACCUCGUUCGGCCUCACCGAGGCCGAGCAGAGGCUGCUGGACCUCCCGGGGUAUUUCGGGUCCAACGAAGAGGACGAGACCACCAGCACGCUCAGCGUGGAGAAGCUGGUCAUCUAG
Molecule: messenger RNA, 2669 nt
Organism: Pteronotus mesoamericanus
Lineage: Eukaryota; Metazoa; Chordata; Mammalia; Chiroptera; Mormoopidae
Gene: THSD1
Product: thrombospondin type 1 domain containing 1
Exons: 4
Coding region: 102-2669 (855 amino acids)
Cellular component (GO): cell periphery
Source: RefSeq, a predicted model, not a curated record